AUGCCACCUAAGUUCGACCCCAAUGAGAUCAAAGUUGUGUACCUGAGGUGCACCGGUGGAGAAGUCGGUGCCACAUUUGCCCUUUCCCCCAUGAUCAGCCCCCUGGGUCUGUCUCCAAAGAAAGUUGGUGAUGACAUCGCCAAGGCAACUGGUGAUUGGAAGGGUCUGAGGAUUACAGUGAAACUGACCAUUCAGAACCGACAGGCCCAGAUUGAGGUGGUACCUUCUGCCUCUGCCCUGAUCAUCAGAGCCCUCAAGGAACUGCCAAGAGACAGAAAGAAGCAGGAAAACAUUAAGCACAGUGGAAACAUCACUUUUGGUGAGAUUGUCAACAUUGCCCGACAGAUGUGGCAUCGAUCUUUAGCUAGAGAACUCUCUGGAACCAUUAAAGAGAUCCUGGGGACCGCCUAGUCUGUGGGCUGCAAUGUUGAUGGCUGCCACCUUCACGACAUCUUAGAUGACAUCA
Molecule: messenger RNA, 466 nt
Organism: Lagenorhynchus albirostris (white-beaked dolphin)
Lineage: Eukaryota; Metazoa; Chordata; Mammalia; Artiodactyla; Delphinidae
Product: large ribosomal subunit protein uL11-like
Exons: 1
Coding region: 1-411 (136 amino acids)
Biological process (GO): translation
Cellular component (GO): cytosolic large ribosomal subunit; ribosome
Molecular function (GO): structural constituent of ribosome; large ribosomal subunit rRNA binding
Source: RefSeq, a predicted model, not a curated record